CGGGAUAGGGGUCGUGGGCGGGUGGGGCGGCUAGCCUCGUGCGGGCUCCUUAAGCAGCGGCUGCGUGGCUUCCCUGGCACGCUAGUUUUACGACGGCACGGUCAGGUGGUGCAGAGCUGGACGGCAACGACGUCGGACGCGCCCCUUCUUGGAACAAUGUCCCACCACGGAGGAGCUCCCAAGGCCUCUACAAGGGUCGUUGCUAGUCGGCGAAGCUCGACAGUGUCCCGAGCGCCAGAGAGGAGGCCGGCGGAGGAGUUGAAUCGAAGAGGUCCUGAGGGAUAUAGUGUCGGCAGAGGUGGUCGCUGGAGAGGCCCCUCUAGGCCCCCGGAGGCCGUGGCCGCUGGUCACGAGGAACUGCCGCUGUGUUUUGCUUUGAAGAACCACUUUGUCGGCGCGGUAAUCGGUCGUGGUGGGUCAAAAAUAAAGAAUAUAGAAAGUACAACAAACACCACAAUCCAAAUAAUACAAGAACAACCAGAAUCAUUAGUCAAAAUUUUUGGCAGCAAGGCAAUGCAAACAAAAGCAAAAGCAGUGAUAGACAAUUUUGUUAAAAAGCUAGAAGAAAAUUACAAUUCAGAAUGCGGAGUUGAUACUGCAUUCCAACCUUCUGUUGGAAAAGAUGGAAGCACAGAUAACAACGUCGUUGCAGGAGAUCGGCCAUUGAUAGAUUGGGAUCAAAUUAGAGAGGAAGGUUUGAAAUGGCAAAAAACAAAGUGGGCAGAUUUACCACCAAUUAAGAAAAACUUUUAUAAAGAGUCCACUGCCACAAGCGCCAUGUCAAAAGUACAAGCAGAUAGUUGGAGGAAAGAAAAUUUUAAUAUAACGUGGGAUGACUUGAAGGAUGGGGAGAAACGACCUAUCCCCAAUCCUACCUGCACAUUUGAUGACGCCUUUCAAUGUUAUCCUGAGGUUAUGGAAACCAUUAAAAAGGCAGGUUUUCAAAAGCCAACACCUAUUCAGUCACAGGCAUGGCCCAUUGUGUUGCAAGGAAUAGAUCUUAUAGGAGUAGCCCAGACUGGAACAGGAAAGACGUUGUGUUAUUUAAUGCCUGGAUUUAUUCAUCUGGACCUUCAACCCACCCUUAAAGGUCAAAGGAAUAGACCCGGCAUGUUAGUUCUAACUCCCACUCGGGAAUUAGCACUUCAAGUAGAAGGAGAAUGUUGCAAAUAUUCAUAUAAAGGGCUUCGGAGUGUUUGUGUAUAUGGUGGCGGAAAUAGAGAUGAACAAAUAGAAGAGCUUAGAAAAGGUGUAGAUAUCAUAAUUGCAACUCCCGGAAGAUUGAAUGAUCUGCAAAUGAAUAACUUUGUCAAUCUGAAGAAUAUAACCUACUUGGUUUUAGAUGAAGCAGACAAGAUGUUGGACAUGGGAUUUGAACCCCAGAUAAUGAAGAUUUUGUUAGAUGUGCGCCCAGAUAGACAGACAGUUAUGACCAGUGCUACAUGGCCUCAUUCAGUUCAUCGCCUCGCACAAUCUUAUUUGAAAGAACCAAUGAUUGUCUAUGUUGGUACAUUGGAUCUAGUUGCUGUAAGUUCAGUGAAGCAAAAUAUAAUUGUAACCACCGAGGAAGAGAAAUGGAGUCACAUGCAAACUUUUCUACAGAGUAUGUCAUCCACAGACAAAGUCAUCGUCUUCGUUUCUCGAAAAGCUGUUGUGGAUCACUUAUCAAGUGACCUAAUACUUGGAAAUAUAUCAAUAGAGUCUCUGCACGGAGAUAGAGAACAGAGAGAUCGGGAGAAAGCAUUAGAGAACUUUAAAACAGGCAAAGUGAGAAUACUAAUUGCAACUGAUCUAGCCUCUAGAGGACUUGAUGUCCAUGACGUUACACAUGUCUAUAAUUUUGACUUUCCACGGAAUAUUGAAGAAUAUGUACACCGAAUAGGGCGCACGGGAAGAGCAGGGAGGACUGGUGUUUCCAUUACAACUUUGACUAGAAAUGAUUGGAGGGUUGCCUCUGAAUUGAUUAAUAUUCUGGAAAGAGCAAAUCAGAGUAUUCCAGAGGAGCUUGUAUCUAUGGCUGAGAGGUUUAAGGCACAUCAGCAGAAAAGGGAAAUGGAAAGAAAAACGGAAAGACCUCAAGGAAGGCCCAAGAAGUUUCAUUAAUGUCUUCUGUACUAGUGUGGUAGAGAAUUCAAGAUUUUUUAGAAAUAUAGUAAGACGGAAGUAUUGGACAUGUUGGCAGUAUGAAGCGACCAGACUGAUUUGACUGAUUCUUAAAAUAGUAGUGUUUGAAAAUCUAGAAUCCAAUGUUUUAUACUUUCUUUAAUAAAAACAGACGUAUUUAAACUU
This is a messenger RNA of Symphalangus syndactylus (siamang), 2289 nucleotides long. It is a transcript of the gene DDX43, whose product is annotated as DEAD-box helicase 43. Gene Ontology annotation, molecular function: RNA binding; RNA helicase activity; ATP binding. The record is from RefSeq and is a predicted model, not a curated record. NCBI's taxonomy places the organism in Eukaryota, Metazoa, Chordata, Mammalia, Primates, Hylobatidae.